Messenger RNA from Phlebotomus papatasi, 3440 nucleotides. RefSeq lists its product as uncharacterized. The record is from RefSeq and is a predicted model, not a curated record. Lineage: Eukaryota; Metazoa; Arthropoda; Insecta; Diptera; Psychodidae. Gene Ontology annotation, biological process: cobalamin transport. Bases 399 to 2117 code for a protein of 572 amino acids. The transcript is spliced from 7 exons. Gene Ontology annotation, molecular function: cobalamin binding.
CAGUCGCAGUUGAACCUUCGGUUGGGUUACAUCACCACUGAGAGCCAAUAGGAGGGACUCCAGUUUCCUCUAGAAUACCCCCUUUUCUCACAGUGUAUUUAUAUAACACUUGGUGCAAAGUCUUAAAAGGUUUUUCGGUGAAUAAAUUUGCCUAUCUAUCUUGUGCUGAUGUUUUUCAGCAAAGUGAGGACCCUCUAGUUAGCAGUACUGUGUGAAAUUUGUGUUAGCCCAAAGUGCGGAAACUCCUUUCCCAUUUGCGGCAACAUAUUAAAUUUGUGCAGUGUCCGGAAGAAAUUGGUGGAACAUCAAAUUGAGGUCAAAUUGAACGAAUCAACCGACCGGCUUCUCAUCGAACUUUAUAUAUUAAUUUCAACUCCAUUUCCAAUUGAACAGCACUAAUGGAGGGAAAAUUGGACGGGACUUUUUCAUUUAUGCUCCUCCUGCAACUUUUGCUGGGUGUCGUGUGUGUGGCAUCGACCUAUGGGAAUGGGAACACUACAGCACCACUUAUAUCACAAACAUCAACCGAAUCCGUGUCGACAACUGUUCUGCACCAUCACACGACAUCCCACUAUGACACCCAUCCACCGGCUGUGAUAGGUGUCGGGGGAAUUCCGGUGUCCUCCCUCACGAGUGUCUCGCCUGGUACGACGGCGGAUGGCCAGAGCUCCUCUAUAGCAUCUGCUGGUACUACUUCCACAGCAUCUUCCUCCACGACAAUCCAGGAGUUUGGGGAAGCACAACUUCCAGAGCAGCCAACACUACCCGAUGAUCAUCAGAUAAUGGGCUCAAGUGGGCCCAAUCAGCAGGAAGCAGCUGGUAUUGCCAAAGCUCUGGACUGGCUCAAGGAGAAACGAGAACAUGACUAUAGCUGGGGCAAUGACACACAUAUGGUCAUCCUAGCUAAAGAACUGUCCGGUGGACGAGAUCCUACAGACUCUGACAACCAUGUUCAGAUGAUAGCAGAUCUAGAAGAACUACUUUCGGUCAAGCAGAUGGAAAUUGAGAUCUUAACGAUGCUCAAUCAUCACAACUCCUUGCCAAUGCCAGUUAAUGCUGACAAAUUGGCCAGAUAUGUCUUAGCACUGGGUUCUUUAUGUAAGGAUCCCAAAAGAUUCCAUACACAUGACCUUGUUGCUACUUUGCUUCGCCACGAACCGGCUCAGGAUCAGGAAUUUGCACUGGUUACACUGGCGGCGUGUAGUUCAGCAGCUCAUGUAAGGAAGAGGCAGAUAAGGAGACUUCUGGACAUUGCGAGCGGUGGAACAGAUCAAAGUGUCGACACUGUGGCCAUGGUACUUUUGGCUCUGCGAUGCAUUGUCACAGACCAUCGUCACCGACAUUUGCAGCAUUUUGUACGGCGACCAGCUCGAGGACUGGCGAGCCUUCAAGGACCACGCGGUAGUUUUGGAUCCCUGAGAAGUACAGCUUUGGCCAUGCAGGCUCUGCAGGACCUUGAACCCGAUCCAGCCGGUAAAUGGAGUCGUUCAGCUGCAUCAAAGUGGAUUUUGGAGCGACAGAGAUCAGACGGUGGAUGGACUGAGGAACCCCUCCAAGACGGACAGGACCCCAAUGUAGGCAUUGGACUGACGGCAGACAUCAUCCUGGCGUUGGGUUGGAAGGGACUGGGUGCUGUUAGGAUACUCCAAUGUGACCACGUAGUUAGGGAAAUGAACGGGAAUGGUGAGAAUGGGGAGAAUGGUGAAUCUAAACUGGCGAGUCCACUAGGAAUUCCAGGGACGUCCAUUGAAGAAUCUGAAGUCAAGAAUGUGUCUUAUACUUACACCCUAUGGGUGGGAUCCAAUGUAACGGACACAUUCUCCCUAUCCCUCGUAUCACCCAAAAACACCAGCUUCUUCCGGGCCAUGACUCAGGCGGCUGAAUUAGAUUCCAGAUUCGCCUUUGAAGCUCGAGAGUGGCCAAAUGGACAUUAUGUGCACACUCUGGCGGGGAUGAAGGAAGAACCAAGGGGAUACAACUACUGGCUACUUUAUCGUCUUCCUGAACUUCCCGAUCCCGCCAAUCCACCUGGGAAUCAACUCAUUGCGCCAGUCGGUGUUGACGAGUUAAUCGUUGAGGAGGGUGAACAUUACCUCUAUUGGUAUAAAAAAUUAUAAAUUGAUUCCACCCAUGAAAAGCUAUUGAGUAUAUGGUUCUAUUCAUCUCUUAUUUCGCUCCUCGGCAGUAAUUUUAUCACUUGAGUUUGUUCUUGAUUCAUCGACCCACCAGAGAUAAAAAAAAAUAAGUGAAGAAGAAUAAUGAAACAAAUAAAACCACAAAGAUUAACAAGAAAAGAAUAAAUUUACAUUUAAUCAUUGUAUUGAUAACCAACAAGAGAAAAAGUAUAUUCGUACAAAACAGAAGAAAAAAUGAAUUGGAAAAAAAGUAUUUUUGUAAUUACAUUUUCCGAUUUCGGAAUGAACGACGGUGUAUGCUCGGAAAUAAAUCAAUAGGACAGAGAUGGAUAUUAAAACAAAAAGUUUGUAAAAUGCAUGUGAAUUAAAAUAUCCGUUAAUUAUUAAGGGCAUUUUACCAACCUAACCAAUAUGCAUUUUAAACUAUUGCUUUUGGUGGUUUUUCCGUUCUCAAAAAAAAUAUCUCUUCAUCGUUUUGCACACAUUUUACAACACGAAAAGAUAAAUAAAAUUUUAAGAAAAGAGCGAAGGUAAAUGGAAAUUAUAUAAUAAAAUUAAAGAAACAAAAAAAAUCUCGAGGAAUAAAACAAGAAAGUUGUAUCUUUAAUUAAUUUUAACGAGUGAUUGAGGGGAUGAUUUUGCAGAUUAAACCUAGACUUUAUGGCGUUAGAUAAAAAUGGGUUAAAAGGGUGGUGUUUUUAGACAUGAAAAUGAGUGCGUUUUUUUCGCGGUUUAGAGACAAUUUAUUAAGGGUACAACUGAAAUAUGAAUAUAAAAUAAAAAAAGUAUGUGAUGAAAGUAAUAUAAACAAUAAAUUACUUAAAAUAUUAAAGGAAAGACAACAUAAAUGCGUGAAUGAUAAUAAUAGGUAAUUAAUGACUUUAAUAUUAUUGAUUACUAAGCAUAAACUAGUAGAGAAAAAUGGAAAGAUAGCUAUUAAAUUCUCGAGAAUGGGUGAGAAAAUAUUCUCAAAGAGCAGAAAAAAAUAUAAAAUUGCAUACCAAGUCGUGAGAAACCACCCGCAUCUCGAUAGUAUUGUAAUAUCAGAUUCUUGUAUGUGACAUUAUUGGAAAAAAAUGAAUAUUUGAAAUAUUACUCAAUACACAUAUUAAUGGCUUUUCCAAGUAAAUUAAAUAUACAUAAAAUAUGGAUAAAAAAAAUGAAAGAAAUAAAAUUACACCAAGUUGAUCAUGACAUUCUCCAAACAAAAUUAUUCACAAUGAGUGAAAGCAAUAUUACUCAUACCUACCUUAUCAAGAGUAUUUGAAUAAAAAAUGAAUAAAAACCAUUUCAACGCUAUCAAAA